AUGCUUCCAAACUUUCUGGGCGAAGUUCCAAUUCAUCGCGUACCUGCAUGUCAGCGGAAACCCUUGUCAUACCUGUUGAGGAUUAACUUCGUUACCCAGUCUGGAUCAUCUCACGUUGCCCCUUGUGACUGUAUUUUACCCAGAUAUCUCGUCAGCGGAUUCAUUUUGAACGUCAAGGAGGCAUUUGGCCAAUUAAAGCGCCAAUUCCACGCACUUCAAUCAGGUCUUAGAUACGGACCAAAAAGGUCUUCUCGGCUCAUAGCUACCGCAAUUUGUCUGAGGAAUGCGGCGAUCUUUUUAAGAGAACCGCCUCCGUACGAAGAUGAGGGGAUAGUUUGGGAUAACGAGGCCGGAGAAAAUGCGGAAGACCUCAGAAGUGGUAAUGAAGUCAUCAACAGCAUCGUAGAAAAUUACUUCACAUAAGAUAAAGUUGUUUCUUUUAGUCCUAUUUUUAUAUCGAUCACUUUCUUAAUCUUCAUUGUGGCUUACGCAAUAAUUUUUGAGCGCGCACUUUGGAGCGCAAGUAAUUUGAAUGGUGGUCUGAUCAAUAGUCUUAAGAGGACAGAUAACAACUUUUAUUGAGCUAUACGUCUGCUAAGGGUCAGAGCAUGUGAACCCGUCAUGU
Cylicocyclus nassatus is the source of this 625-nucleotide messenger RNA. The record is from the annotation of a GenBank genome assembly. NCBI's taxonomy places the organism in Eukaryota, Metazoa, Nematoda, Chromadorea, Rhabditida, Strongylidae.